AUGGCAUCUCAAAAUAUUUAUGAUGACGAAAAGUUUUUUAACAACUAUGCCCAACUACCAAGAUCUAAAAAUGGCUUUGAUUCGUUUUUUGAAUGGCCCUAUUUAAAGAAACUAUUACCAAAUAUGAAUGGUAUAAAUGCAUUGGAUUUGGGUUGUGGAUAUGGGUGGUUUUGUAGAGAAUCUUUUAAAUUGGGUGUAGAUAGUAUAUUGGGUAUCGAUUUGUCAAAUAAAAUGAUCACAAAAGCAAAAGAGUUAGAUAAUGAUUUUGGUAAUAAAGAGGGAUUAUUAUAUAACGAAAAGAUUAAAUACGAAAUACAAGAUUUGGAAUCAUUACAAUUGAAAAAAGAAAGUUAUGAUUUAGCAUUCAGUAUUUUUGUAUUCCACUAUAUCGUCGAUUUAGAAUCAAUGUUAAAGCAGGUACAUCAAUCAUUAAAACCAGGUGGCACUCUUUUGUUUACUAUAGAGCAUCCAAUUUAUUCAUGCCCUAAAGUUUACACCGAUUUUAUUGAUUUAAAUGAAAAAAAGACAUGGCCAGUUUCAGAUUAUUCCAUAGAGGGUGAACGUGUCUCUAAUUGGAUGGCAGAGGGUGUCAUUAAACAGCAUCGUACAAUGGGAACCUAUAUCAACCAACUUAUCAAUUGUGGUUUCUCAAUUGACCAUGUUAACGAAUGGGCUCCUUCAAAAGAUCAAAUAGAACAAUUCGAUUUCUUAAAAAUAGAAAUAGAAAGACCAAUGAUUUUAAUUAUCAAAGCUUCUAAAAAGUAA
Messenger RNA from Dictyostelium purpureum, 765 nucleotides. RefSeq lists its product as uncharacterized. Gene Ontology annotation, molecular function: S-adenosylmethionine-dependent methyltransferase activity. The transcript has a single exon. Lineage: Eukaryota; Evosea; Eumycetozoa; Dictyosteliales; Dictyosteliaceae. The coding region runs from base 1 to 765 and encodes 254 amino acids. The record is from RefSeq and is a predicted model, not a curated record.